Molecule: messenger RNA, 1321 nt
Organism: Branchiostoma floridae (Florida lancelet)
Lineage: Eukaryota; Metazoa; Chordata; Leptocardii; Amphioxiformes; Branchiostomatidae
Exons: 2
Coding region: 109-567 (152 amino acids)
Biological process (GO): cell adhesion; tissue regeneration
Cellular component (GO): membrane
Source: RefSeq, a predicted model, not a curated record
GGUUGCUGGCAAAGUAGACGCGUUCUAUCCUUCCGACUCGAAACGAUAAAUUUUUCAUAGUCGUAUUCUUACUUAUAAACCACAGCGAAAAUUCAUUUCUAAACAGAAAUGUCCGGGGAAAUGGAAAACCUGAACCAGUACGCCACCCGAAAGACCACGGUGGAAGGUUUUAUUGACACCAGCCUGUUCACCAGUAACGUCUCCGUGCUGUUGUCGAUCACCAGGUCACCGAACGGCGUCGACACGGGCGAAGAGAUUGCAGAGAUGGUGUUAGUCUCCAUCUGCAUGCUGCUUCAAGUGGCUCUGAUGGGCAUAUUCGUCUAUCAGGGGUCCAAAAACAUCGAAAAGCUGGGAAACAAGCCUACAGAAGACAUCAGUACCAGUUCUACCAGGUCUGAAAGUGCAAAGCGUAGGCGCGCAUGGGAGAUUGAGGAUGAGAUUGAGAAAGAAAGGAGUGAAGAAGACCGUAAUCUCGACAAGACGAAUACAGCUGCCACCAUCCUGACCGCUGCGCUCGUGUUAUUUGAAAUCGUCAUCCUUGGAUUGCUGUCGGAAAACCAGGCUUGAAUGCCGCUAGAAACGGUGUCUGUACAUAAGCUAGACACUUGCUUAAGAGCCUGAUUACCGAAUGUAUGUUGUUCAUGACGCCGUGCGGUGACAUGUUCCUUUUUAGUGUUGUUGUUGUUUGCCAUUGGUUGUUCAUGUGUCUCAACAAAUGAAAAUAAUGUCGUGUUUUCUAUUGCUUCGAUCCAGCGCAAAAUUGUACUGUUGGUUGCGACUUUUACUUGAGUUACCUGUGUGUAAUGUCUACUCUUUGAUCAUGUGUGUGAAACUUUCAACAUCUGGACGAUCUGUUUAUUGCAGUUGUUGGUUGAUUUGUUAAUAGUCCAGAAAAAAGAAUUUGGAACAAACCUUACGUACUAUACAUGUAACUACAUUUUGGGACAGAUCUGAAACAAGAACUUUGUAAAAAGGAAUUUUUCAUUAGUGAAAUGUUCAUCAAUUUUACCAGCGCCUUUCGUUUUGAACAACUUGUACAUAUUCCAAUCAUGUACUUAUUAUUAUCGCAAAAAUAACAAGGACAUAUAUUAUAACUAUAAGAGAUAUAGACACUAUAAAUAAUCGUUUAUGGUAUAUGGCAAUUUGUUAGUGCUUUAUGCACCCCCAAUUCUGUUCAGUUUAGAAUGUGUGGGAUUGAUCGUUCGUGGGUCCCAAGAAAUGACAAAAUUAUCUUGUAGGUUUUUGCUAUCGCUUUGGUCCAGUGUAAAACGUGUUUAGUUACCUGUGUAAAAUAAAUCUAUCAUGUGUGUGAAAAUGUCAA